Molecule: messenger RNA, 1065 nt
Organism: Cyphellophora attinorum
Lineage: Eukaryota; Fungi; Ascomycota; Eurotiomycetes; Chaetothyriales; Cyphellophoraceae
Product: RNA polymerase II holoenzyme cyclin-like subunit
Exons: 1
Coding region: 1-1065 (354 amino acids)
Biological process (GO): positive regulation of transcription by RNA polymerase II
Cellular component (GO): mediator complex; nucleus
Molecular function (GO): cyclin-dependent protein serine/threonine kinase regulator activity
Source: RefSeq, a predicted model, not a curated record
AUGGCAGCAAACUACUGGGAAUCCUCCCAGCACCAGAACUGGCUGUUCACCCGCGCCUCGCUAGCCGACAUUCGGGAUGACCUGGACAAUUCCUACAAGACCCUCGUCACUCAACAUCCCUACCCAGACCGCCGCUUGAUGUUCAUCUUCCUGCGCGACCGAAUACUCCAGAUGGUCAAACGUCUGCCCUUCCGCCAGCAAUGCGUAGCGACCGCACUCGUCUACAUGCACCGCUUCCUGCUGUCAACGCCAAUGCAGAACGUCAAUAUCUACCUCCUGGUCGCAACUGCCUUCUAUCUGGCCUCCAAGACAGAGGAGUCGCCGCACCACAUCCGCGUGGUGGCGGCAGAGGCACGAAACUCAUGGCCGGAUUUCAUCCCAGGAGACGUGAGCCGUUUGGGCGAGAUGGAGUUCUGUCUGAUCUCAGAGAUGCGAAGCCAGUUGAUCGUCUGGCAUCCCUAUCGCACACUGAUCGAUCUGAAGGAUAACCAGAACCUCAAGCUGACAAGCGACGAGUUGGGAUUGGCGUGGUGCAUCAUUAACGACAGCUACAUGACGGACCUGCCGCUGACGUGUCCGCCGUUCUUGAUAGCGGUGAUCGCCAUGUUUUUGGCAGUGGUAUUCUAUCCGUACUCGAAGAAUUCGGGGAACAGGCAGGCAGAUCUACAUUCGGCGGUCAACCUCGACGGGCCUUUCGCGACAAUGGGCUCAAGACCAGGCAUGGCAGGUCUCAUGAGCAGCGCCAUGCAUGCAUUGCCAAUGAAUCCACCCAUAUCGGCAGCAUCAGCAUCUGCCAACGGCGCAAAUGGUCGCGCUAGUGCAGCGGGUAAAGACCCUUUGCCGAUGAUCACACCCGAUCGUCAGCAGACUCUUGCCACGAUCGCAUCGUCAGAGAAGCUGACCAACACGAUCAAAUUCCUGGUAGAAUCCGAGAUUGACUUGAAGCAGAUGAUCAACGGCACGCAGGAAAUCAUAAGUUUGUACUCAGUGUGGGAAGAAUACCAUGAGAAGAGCAUUAAGGAGGCAAUAGCUCGCUGCUUCAAGAGCAAUUACUUCGAUAGCUAG